Molecule: messenger RNA, 834 nt
Organism: Paramuricea clavata
Lineage: Eukaryota; Metazoa; Cnidaria; Anthozoa; Malacalcyonacea; Plexauridae
Source: the annotation of a GenBank genome assembly
AUGGUGAUUUUUGCAGAUGACAUAGCAAUGUUUUGUCCGGCUUCAACAGCAGUAGAAUUACAAGCCAAACUGGACUUCGAUCUACAAGGUGUCAUGAAUUGGCUUCGGAACAACAAGUUGUUGCUAAACGUUCCCAAAUCAAAACUGAUGAUUAUCGGAAAUUCAAGAAAGUUGAAAAAGUUUGCAAACAUUCAGCUAAUCGCAAAUGAUGCACCAUUGGAAAGAGUCCAAAAUUUUAAGUACCUUGGUGUUAUUAUUGACGAGAAUCUUUCUUGGAAGAGUCACAUCGAAAAGUUACAGAUAAAAGUCUCACAACGCCUCGGCAUCCUGCGCAGAAUAAAGCACCUACUACCUAAGCAUGCACGGAUAAUAUUUGUCAAUACAAUGAUCACGUCAUUACUGGAUUAUGGUAGCCUGGUAUGGGGAGAUAAGAAAAACAAGAUUAUGAUGGAUAGUUUACAAGUAUUGCACAACAAGGCAGCAAAGUUGGUACUGGACAGACCAAUGCUUUCCUCUUCUAGUGAUGCCCUAAGAAUGUUACACUGGUCUACCCUGAAGCAAAGGCGAAGUAUACGUAGAUGCCUCUAUGUAUAUAAAUCAAUAAAUGGGAUAAAUGAUAUUGAUAACACAUUUAUCCGAAAUGCAGAUGUUCACGGUUACAAUACAAGACAUAAGAACGAUUUACGGCCAAUGAAAUCCAGUACUUGCAAAGGACUACUUAGAUCAAACUGUGAUUUCAUUGCGGACUGGAACCUUUUAGAUGAAAAUAUUAGAAAUUCGUCUUCUUUAUCUAAUUUUAAACGUGCUGUUUUUAAAUUUUUUAAAUCAAUAUAG